Messenger RNA from Cuscuta campestris, 1569 nucleotides. NCBI's taxonomy places the organism in Eukaryota, Viridiplantae, Streptophyta, Magnoliopsida, Solanales, Convolvulaceae. The record is from the annotation of a GenBank genome assembly.
CCAAACGCUCACCGGUUCUUAAAUUGUUUUGUAAAUAUCUGUGAAAAUUUGAAAAUCAACCCUUCCCUUGAGCUUUUCCUCCAUAUGUACGAAGUCUUGCCCGGGACUAGUAACUGCCCAGGCUUCGUCUAUUUCCAUUCUCGUAAUAAGAGAUCUUUUGUGACCGGUCUUCCUCCUAGUCACAAAAGAUGGAAGAAAAGAUUUGUUUUUGUUGAAUUCCCCCCUGACCAAUUUCCUUUCUCUAACCCUGAGUGGGCUGACCGGGUUAUAAAACCUGAAAGGGUUCAUCCGGAGCCCACCAAAGAUCUUGAGGACGCCUGCGAGAAACUUCUCAAGGGUGAUCCUGUGGCCGGGAAACCUUAUGCCUAUGGAGGCUGGGUAUUCCGGCUAUCUAACCCGGAUGGGGGUGCGUCCGCGACCCAUGACGCUGAGGAUAACCGGGCUGAUUCUCCGGAUGGUCACGCUGAGGCCGGCUCUCCUCAUCCAGACAUGAACUUCAACAGGAUGACCACCAUCAUUGAGGAUGACGACGAUGAUGUCCAAGUCCUCCACUCCAACCGGUCUCCUCUCUCUAACUCUCCUUCUCCUCCUUACUUCCCCGGAAUGGAUGGGGCCACAAGUGCUAAAGAGGUCGGUGCAUCUUCCUCUUCAAAAGCCAAGGACCAAAAGAGGAAGAGCUCUCAUAAGAGUUCCAGGGGAGGCAAGAAGAGGAAGAUUAGCUUAUCAGACAGGGAGGGGGAAACCAUCGAAGAAGCCUUCCUAUCCCUGGCCAAAAAACUCAGCAAGGCCGGGGUCAUUUCAGAGGAGAUUGGCCAAACAUUAAAGGAGAAGGACCAGGUCUCCCAACUCACCCUCCUCUUUGAUUCUGCUAAGUUAGAGAUCAAUGACCGGGCAGAAAGGGAGAGGAGACUUGAGGAAGAGUUGAGGGAAGAGAGGGCCAGGCUAGACGAGGAAAGAGCCAAGCUGGCGGAGGAGAAGAGAAAGGUGGCUGAGUUAGAAGAAGCUUUGGGACAGGCUGAAGAAUCUGCCCGGGCAAAGGAGGAAGCCUUUCCCACUGAAGCUGCUCACUGGGCUGCGAGCCAUCACUUGGAAACUGCCCGGUCAAUUCUUACCACACCGGAAGAAACCAUGGACUUUUUCAAGACCAUGUAUCAAGAACCGGAAGGCAAGAGGAUGAUCACCGAGAUUGGCUCGUACGGCUUCCAGUGCGGCCAGAAGGAUGAGAGGGGUGGGUUAACCGGGUUUGACCUGGACACACUCGACCCGUAAUAUAAAACACACAACAAGAACACAAAGAAUGACCUAGACCGGGUAAAUCUCCUCAGUCCGAAUUAUAUUUCUUACUCUAUCUCAAGAGUGAACUUUAGUGAGAGAAAAAUUGGAUCCCCUCCUCUAUCCAAUAUCAUCAUAUUUAUAGAGGAGGAUUUGUGACCUUCCCCUGUUCAUCCAUGGACANUCACUGUGUGCCUCGUGAUGGAUGAGCGGCGGGGUGUCCCCUUGCGCUCUGACGUGGUUCACCAUGCCUAAGAGACUGAACCAAUGUUAGCCAAGUAAAGUGAUAUGACCGGU